AUGGAGAAGCUAAACUCGAAGCUGUACGUGCAAAACUGUCAUAUAAUCAAGGAGAACGAAAGGUUGAGGAAGAAAGCUCAGAUACUGAACCAGGAGAAUCAACAACUUCUCUUUGAACUCAAACAGAAGCUCUCCAAAACCAAGAACCCUAAUGGAUCCAAUCAAGGAAGCAACAACAACCUAUCUUCAUCUAGCUCUGCUUCUGGACAAUCUUGA
This is a messenger RNA of Eruca vesicaria subsp. sativa (arugula), 216 nucleotides long. The record is from the annotation of a GenBank genome assembly. Lineage: Eukaryota; Viridiplantae; Streptophyta; Magnoliopsida; Brassicales; Brassicaceae.